CAAACAUUUGUUGUGGCUCUGUUUUCUUAGAAAUCUACGAUAACAUUUCUUGUGAUGGCUUUUUCAACAUGAAUGCCAUGCGUAUUCAAACGACUUUUCCGCCAAUUGGUACUUUUACUUUGGAUUCGACUUUGGGUCCACCACCGGGGCAAUCGCAGAAUCAACAGUCGAUUUCUCAACAUCCACCACCGAUUGGGAUUUUCGAUGCCAACGAAGUUCCAGAAGUUAUUCAAAACCCGGCAACAAUCGGUGUGUUCCAAUCAAAUAGCGUUCUGAACAAUGGAGGUAGUGGUGGCGGUGGCAAUAACUCAUCGUCCAUCUUCAGCUCACAAUCGAGCUCUUCUUCAGCUGCCAAUGAUCCAAGUCAAGCAACUCGAGAGACUGGUAUUAUUGAGAAACUUUUGCAUUCUUAUGGAUUUAUUCAGUGCUGUGAGCGUCAAGCACGUCUAUUCUUUCAUUUCUCGCAAUUCAGUGGCAAUAUAGACCACUUAAAAAUCGGUGAUCCUGUCGAAUUUGAAAUGACCUAUGAUCGUCGGACUGGUAAACCAAUAGCCAGUCAAGUUUCGAAGAUAGCACCGGAAGUGGUAUUGUCAGAGGAACGUGUUACUGGCACCGUAACCACAGAACUACGCACUGAUUGCGCUAACAAUUUGCUCUCUUCGAGCGAGACUACCGGCCGCAUCAGCUAUGAAAAUCGUGGCGAGUGUUUUUUCUUGCCAUAUACCAAAGACGAUGUUGAAGGAAAUGUCAAUUUACGUGCCGGCGAUAAAGUCAGCUUCCAAAUUGCAACUAACCAAAGAGGAAACCUUGGUGCUUGUCAUAUCCGUUUAGAGAAUCCGGCACAGCCGGUAAAAUACCGCGGUGUUGUAUGCUCAAUGAAGGAAUCAUUUGGAUUUAUUGAGCGUGCAGAUGUAGUGAAAGAGAUUUUUUUCCACUUUUCUGAAGCUGAGGGAAAUGUUGAGUUGCGUCCUGGCGACGAUGUCGAAUUCACCAUACAAACACGUAAUGUGAGUAACAUAUCUGGCCGUGAAUUUGCUUGCAAUAUAACACGCUUAGCACCCGGUUCUGUUAUUUUUGAGGACGUGGAUACCACUAUCUACAAAGGACAAGUUUUAAAGCCACUUGACCGCAAUAAUCCAGCUCGUCAAACCAAUGAUCCCUUGCCCGGUCGGAUACGUUAUCGUGCACCAGAUUAUUCCGAAGUUGAAGUACCGUUCGGCGAUAAGGAUCAAAAGGGAGAUUUUACUUUGCGACAUGGUGACUGGGUUCAGUUCUUACUUGCGACUGACAGACGCGAUCAAUUGCAGCGUGCUACUUCGAUUUCUUUACUCGACGAAACCUUUAAAGUAUCUGGUGAGAAGCGUGAACAAGGUGUAGUUGCUUCGCUUAAAGAAGGUUUUGGCUUCUUGCGUUGCGUUGAACGCAAUUUACGUUUGUUUUUUCACUUUACGGAAGUGUUGGACACUAGCCGGGAAAUAGCUGUAAAUGACGAAGUUGAAUUUACUGUCGUCCAAGAACCCGGUGUUCCCUACAAUACUUCUCGUUUACAUGCCAUUCGCAUCAAGCACCUACCACCCAACACGGUGCAGUUUGAAAUGUUAAUGGCAAGUAACAUUGAAGGCUCUGUUACACGCGAGGCUCCUAAAAGCCCAGUUAAGUCCCAAGAUCGCGUUGAAGGCGGUGUGAUCACUUAUGAUCACGGUGAUGUCAAAAAGACUAUAAUGUAUUUCCUUAAAGACUGCGAGAAACCACCAAGAAUUGGAGAUCGUGUACGAUUCGAUAUCUACUUGGUAAAACGAAACAAAGAGUUCAUUGCUGUAAAUGUACAGCUUAUAGGGCAAAUGCAACAGUUACACCAGCAACAGUUGCAACAACAACAACAACCACAACCACAACAUAUGUUAACCAAUACAACGAACCAACUACAACAACAUCAACAUAUGCAUAACCAAAACAAUGAGCAGAUGCUAUUGUCCAAUGGUGUCGGGGUUGGCCUUGGUGUCGGCGUCGGUGUUGGUGUUGGCAUGAGCGCUGGGGGUAAUAGUGGUGGUAUGUUGCUGCCACCGCAAAACGGAUACUUACCAAUGGCCAAUUCCAAUCAGCUGCUAUCCACACCAAAGAUUGAAGACUUCAAAUUGGACAAUAAUAACUUGUCAAUGAACGAACAUGGCCAAACUUACCGAGGCUUUAUUGCUGUCAUCAAAGAAAAUUUUGGAUUUAUUGAGACGCUUUCACAUGAUGAGGAAGUCUUUUUCCACUUUAGCAAUUAUGUUGGCAAUCCAAACUGGUUGGAACUUGGCCAAGAGGUUGAGUACACCCUAUCGCCGAAUGGCAACACUUCCGUUUCGGGUAAUUGCUUGCCCGCUGAAAAUGUGCGCACUCUACCAAGAGGCUCUGUACCGCAACCAGCCGUCUUAGAGGGAAUACACAAUGGAGUAGUAGCACGCCCUUUACGUUGCAUUAAUCCCGAUCAGCAGGAGUAUGCCGGACUCAUUGAAGUGUUGGAUGAAACUAAACAGAGUGUUUUGUCGCAACACGAAUUUGGAAUUACCAGUUUGGUAAAUAAGCGUGAUUUACUCCAAAAAGGCGAUUUGGUAACUUUCAAAAUAGAUGAAAUCGGCCGUGCAGCUGAGAUAAAUGCCGUACGUCAAAAGAAGCGUGCAACUGUUGAUUCGAUUAAAGGCCAAUUUGGAUUUCUCAAUUACGAAAUCGAGGACGGCAAGAAGCUCUUCUUUCAUAUGUCCGAGGUUCAAGGAAAUGCUGUCGCAUUACACCCAGGCGACACAGUUGAAUUCUCCGUGGUUACCAAUCAGCGCAACGGUAAAUCGUCAGCUUGCACUGUGCUAAAGAUUAACGAUCGUCCAGACCGUUUGAUAUCCCGCCUUAAGUUAAAUGCAGACGAUACUGUGCCACGUCUAAUCAUCACUCGAGCACCACGCGGACCACAAAGCAAAGGUUUCUUGCCACAGGCACGUAUUGCACGCAUUCCAGGAAUCACAAUUGAAUAAACAGCAGCAUUGACAAAAACCGAACUCGAAAGCUCAACACUUCGUGGUGAAAUAUCCGCAUUGACAUAUAAAAUAAAUGAAUAAACAGAAAUUGAGGGUGCAGGAUAAGCGGGGGAAGAGACAUGGAUAUUUUAUUUAACACAACUUAUAGUGUACUAAGGCAGUUGAAUUGCAGUAAGUUAAAGAAUUAGAAGCUAAUGAAAAGAAAAGCGUAAAGCCUCAUCUCUUCCUCAGAAAUAAAAUAAAUAUGACAUAUUUAUU
Messenger RNA from Rhagoletis zephyria (snowberry fruit fly), 3269 nucleotides. It is a transcript of the gene Unr, whose product is annotated as cold shock domain-containing Unr. Gene Ontology annotation, molecular function: nucleic acid binding. The record is from RefSeq and is a predicted model, not a curated record. NCBI's taxonomy places the organism in Eukaryota, Metazoa, Arthropoda, Insecta, Diptera, Tephritidae.